This is a messenger RNA of Aspergillus tanneri, 1587 nucleotides long. RefSeq names its product U4/U6-U5 snRNP complex subunit PRP31 (gene PRP31). Gene Ontology annotation, cellular component: precatalytic spliceosome; U4/U6 x U5 tri-snRNP complex; U4 snRNP. The transcript has a single exon. Gene Ontology annotation, biological process: mRNA splicing, via spliceosome; spliceosomal tri-snRNP complex assembly. The record is from RefSeq and is a predicted model, not a curated record. NCBI's taxonomy places the organism in Eukaryota, Fungi, Ascomycota, Eurotiomycetes, Eurotiales, Aspergillaceae. The coding region runs from base 1 to 1587 and encodes 528 amino acids.
AUGUCUACCGCCGAAGAGCUCUUGCGGGACUUUGAGGAGGAUGACGAGAAUUUCCAGGAUAUCCAAGAUGAUCAGGAGGAUGAACGGAUGGAGGAGGACGUCGAUGAGGAGCAGCAGCCAAAAACCGGUCCUGAAGCCACCAACGAAUUCGAAGUUGCCAUCUCAACCGGUGACGAACUGACACGUCUACACAAAGUUUUGCGUGAUCAUUAUUCGAUUCGGUUUCCGGAACUAGAGACUCUCGUUACAAAUCCUAUUGACUAUGCUAAGACUGUUGCUAUCUUGAAAAAUGGCCCCCUCAACGAUAUCAAAGCCCUCUCAACGUCGGCCGACAACAUGGUCGGCACUCCGCUGAAGUCGAUCCUGGACGGCCCGUCUCUGAUGGUUGUUGCUGUGGAGGGCACUACCACUCGUGGGCGUGAAAUGACGCCGGUGGAACUGAAGACCGUCCUGGACACAUGCGAGAAGAUUCUGAAGCUGGACCGAGAGCGGACCGCGCUCACGGAGAGCAUCCAGUCUCGCAUGAGCCAGAUUGCCCCGAACCUGGCUGCUCUCAUCGGUCCGGAAACGGCCGCUCAAUUCUUAAAUCAGACUGGAGGACUACGCGAACUUGCCAAGAUCCCCGCGUGCAACCUGGGUGCUCAGGGAAACAAGAGAAAGGAAGGGCUUGGCUUUGCUACGAACAUUGGCAUCCGGUCACAAGGAUUUCUCUACAACUCGCCCCUUAUACAAGGCAUUCCCAACGACUUGAAGCGACAAGCAAUCCGGAUUGUCUCCGCCAAGAUGGUCCUUGCUACGCGCGCAGACGUUUCUAAUUAUAGCCCCGAUGGGUCACUGGGCGAGGAUUUAAAACAGCAGUGCUUCCAGCGACUGGAGAAAUUGACGGAACCCGCGCCAAACUCUGGAGGCAAGGCGCUCCCAGCACCGGAUGAUAAGCCAUCCCGCAAGAGAGGUGGACGAAGGGCUAGAAAGGCCAAGGAAGCCAUUGCCAUGACGGAGAUUCGCAAGGCCCAGAAUCGCGUUGCAUUCGGCAAGGAAGAAGCGGAGGUCGGAUAUGGUACGGGCGAAGGCACAGUUGGGUUGGGUAUGCUCGGUCAACAGAAUGACGGACGCAUUCGUGCUACUCAGAUCGACCAGCGGACGCGAGCAAAACUCAGCAAAUCCAACAAGGGAUGGGGUACUGCAACGCCCGCCAGCGGCACGGCUUCGUCUUUACGUGGGUUUGGCCAAGGAGGUAUGGGAGGGACGGCGAGCGUUCUUCAAGCGAAGGGUCUCCGAGCUUCAGGCAUUGGUACUUCGUUGGGCGCAGGCUCUGCCGGUACCGCGAGUACCAUUGCUUUCACUCCCGUGCAAGGGCUUGAGCUAGUUGACCCCAAGGUACAGGCGGAAUUGAGCCGGAAACGCAAGGCAGAGGAAGACCGGUGGUUCAAGUCGGGUACAUUUACGCAGGUCGGAAAUAGCCAGAGCAAUAACAAUUCCACUCAGGUAGACAGCGGAGGAUUCAAGGUCCCGGCAUUGCCUGCCAAAAAAAAGACCGACACGGGUGAAAGCAAAAUGGCACCGCCACCACCGCCGCAGAAGGGAUAA